Molecule: messenger RNA, 665 nt
Organism: Didymella exigua CBS 183.55
Lineage: Eukaryota; Fungi; Ascomycota; Dothideomycetes; Pleosporales; Didymellaceae
Product: PLAC8-domain-containing protein
Exons: 3
Coding region: 207-656 (149 amino acids)
Source: RefSeq, a predicted model, not a curated record
GAAAGAGCCUUACUCAGCCACAUUGUUGACAUCCGCUGAGACUUCGGUGCAACUCCACGUGCCUGUUAGACCUACGGACUUGUAUAUCACGGACUCCGCUGGUCUGCGAGGCGACUCCGUAGUCCGUCUGUGCUGGAUAUACUUCCUACCUCUUGUCACGCAUUGAUCGUUCUUUAAUCGACUUAACGUUCUCUACAUCGUUCAAAAUGGCCGCAAUGCAAGAGCAAGAGUGGCACCACAAGGGAUCGUCAUGCUGCUCUCCGUUCGGGACCUGUUGCCUCUCAUGGUGGUGCCCUUGCAUCCUCUAUGGACGCACGCGCCAUCGUAUGAGAUCCAAUGGCGACAUGAACGACUACUCCUGCUGUAACAUGAGUUGCGCUACAUUCACCGGACUGUUCUGCGUGGGCUUUGCCUGGAUUCUGCCGCUCAUCAAUCGAGGAGACGUCCGCGCGAAGUACAAUCUGACUGGAAACGGCUGCAAGGACUGCCUCUGUGCUUGCUUCUGCGGGUCGUGCGAUCUCAUGCAGCAGGAUAAGGAGGUGCAGCAUCGUGAAGAGCAGGGCAGGCUGCUGCUGGAUCAGCCUGGCAAGGCGAAUACCAUGGACUAUGCGCCGCAGAGGCAGCAGCCGCAGCCACAUUACCACGACCAUAGCUAGGUUGGAGCG